Messenger RNA from Gadus morhua (Atlantic cod), 3496 nucleotides. It is a transcript of the gene cfap69, whose product is annotated as cilia and flagella associated protein 69. NCBI's taxonomy places the organism in Eukaryota, Metazoa, Chordata, Actinopteri, Gadiformes, Gadidae. The record is from RefSeq and is a predicted model, not a curated record. The coding region runs from base 254 to 3103 and encodes 949 amino acids. Gene Ontology annotation, biological process: olfactory behavior; positive regulation of flagellated sperm motility; response to odorant. The transcript is spliced from 23 exons. Gene Ontology annotation, cellular component: non-motile cilium; sperm midpiece.
AUCACCAUGGCAACGGCAUACGCGUCUGACUCCGGCAAACAUAAAAGGGGAGAUUUGGACCGCUUCCCGUUAAUCCCACUCUUUGAUGGUACCCGCUAAAAACAAAGUACCGUAACAUGUGUCGGCUCUUCAUGCCACAACAGACGAGGUCACCGUGGGCGGAUCGGAGGACGGAUACACACUAGGUGGCCCCGUGAACCGGCGAUGCUGACCCCUGAGAUUGACAUCACAAAAGGUUAUUUGACAGCUGAACAUGGAUUCAAACAAAGUAAUGCACAGGCGAAGACCCGAAGCCCUGUUAUUGAGGCCGGUAACAUCCACUAAGGACAGGAAGGCAUACAGGAUCCCCACUGUUUGCCUGGAGGUCAACAAAGUCAUCAGUCUACUCGAAGGUCCAUUGACAGCUACUUUAAAGGAGAGGCACCUUUUCACACUCAAGAAACUUCUGCAGAGGUCCCAAAACGGCUUUAUCUUAAAAGAGCUGUCGGCAAUCGGCAGGAUCCUCAAUAUAUGUGCGGAGAGGGCAAAGGCCCACCCCGAGUAUGUCUCUGUGUUGUGUGACGCACUCAAAAUCUGUGGACUUCCCUUCCUGAAGGAGAGAGCGUCCGAUGAGAUCGCCUAUGCCUACGAUGUCAAAGAAUUCCUCUCUGUCAUGGGGUGUUUGAUGAGAGUGCCGAGCGUGGAAGUGAGACACGAGCUGUGUAGCUCUCUCAAGUCCUUCUACAGCCACGUGGCCCCCAGACACCUGCUCGACGGUAUGGGGGGCCCCGCCGCGACGCCCGCUGCCUCUCUCAACUCUAGCAGGAGAUUCUCUAGACUCUCCUCCAGGUUCCAUCCCUCCAACCCAGGGUACCGGCUGCAGGUGCUGGAGCAGAGCUGCGUCGCCGAGACGAUGGUCCUCUCCAUGGCAACCCUGGAGGACCAGCCCGCCGUCAGACUGCUGGUCCUGCACACCCUGCAGAUGAUGACCAGCACCUCAGACGCCAACUGCGCCCAGAUCCUGAGGGCCCGCGGGGCCGAGACGGUGUGCCUCACCAUGAACCAGGCCGACCCGUCGGGCCAGGCGCUGUUCCGCUCCUCCGAGGUCCUGUGGAACCUUCUGGAGCGCGGCUGCAGGGAGGCCGUGACACGGCAGCUCAGCACCAUGCAGUGUAUCCUGGCCCUGAAGGAGGCCUUCCUCCAUCAGCUGCUGCGCGGCUCCAGGCAGUACGACCUGCAGCUCCGCAACGACCUGCUGGUCAUCACCACCCUCAUCGCCCAGAUCCCCAAGUCCCCCCUCAUAGAAAGUUUGUUUGCGAAGCAGCUCGUCGUUUUCGUCACAUUCCCUGAACUAAAAAGUCACAACCCUUUGGUCCGCAACCUGAAGCUGACCUACAACAGCGAGGACUUUGAGAUGAAGACUCUGCUGCUCAACUGGCUGGUCUGCAUGUCCAAGGACCUCUCGGCCCUGCAGCUCUUCCGUGAAGGCCGGGUCAUGCUCGCCCUGCUCACGCUGGCCAAGGCUCCGCGUAACCACGGCAACGGCCAGUCGCCCCGGGGUGGCGCCGGGCGCCACUGGUCCUCCGGGCAGCAGGAGGCGCUGCAGCUGCAGGCCCUGGCCACGCUGGCCCUGGUGGGCCCCCUGCUGGUGGAGGACUACACCAGCUGCCAGGGGAACACCUGCCUGCUGCUGCUGCUGGAGUGGUGCGCCGGUCAAGACACCUACUUCGGCCAGGGCCACAGCUUCCACGGCGCCGGGGGGCGGGGCUCUAAGAAGGCCCAGAUGCGGUACUGCGUGCGGGCGCUGCGCUCCAUGACGGCCCUGGAGGACGAGCUCCUCAGCCAGGACCUCUGCGACCAGGGCGCCAUCGGACAGCUGCUAGGGGUCCUCAUGCAGAUGGAGGACGGGACCCCCGAGGAGGACCAGGACCCCAUCGGCCUGGAGAUCAAGUCGGACAUCCAGCUGGUGCUGUCCGCCCUGUGUGAGACCGACCUGCACAGGAAGGAACUGUUUGGAGCCGAGGGAGUGGAAAUGGCCGUGCACUUCCUGAAGAUGAGCCCGGAGAAGUUCCACAGCGGCCUGGGACACAACCGCCUCAUCCUCUCCACGGUGGACUGCGUCUGGUCCUGCAUCGUGGGAUGCUACACCACAGAGGACUACUUCCUGGCCAGAGAGGGGGUUUUCCUCCUGCUAGAUCUGCUCAGCUGGAGCCCGCGCUGCAUGCGGGGCGUGGUCUUGGCCACGCUGCUGGACCUGUGUGACAACCCCAAGACCCUGUCCCACGUCAUGACCUGGACGGGCUCCGGGGGCCGGACCGCCCCCGCCCUGCUGCUCCUCCUCUGGAGGGAGGAGGAGGCGGAGCUGGGGGUGGGCCGGGACCAGCAUGGACGCAUAUCAGACCCCACCAGGCCCCUCCUCAGCUGCUACCAGGCCGUGUCCGACACCUCCUUCAGCGCCGGCCAGCCCAGCCCGGCCGUGCUGGACCUCUCGGAGAACCUCCGGGCCAAGGUGUUCUCCAUCUUCUGCAAGCUGGGCUUCCACGACCUCCAUGGACUGUCCACCACGGACCACGUGACCCUCAGCAUCGUCAAGAGAUACCUGGACUUCAAGGUGGGCGAGGUGUGGGGCGAGGUGAUCCAGGAGCUGGCGCUGGAAGGCGUGCGCCCCGUGCGGCCGGACGCCGCCGCCCUGGAGGCCAUGCGGAGGAUCGCAGAGGACACGGCGAGCCGGGUGGCCGAGGAGCAGAGCGCCAUCCUGGAGCGCCAGGAGAAGGACGAGCUCACCCAGGAGGAGAUGGUCUACAACGAGAUCAAGUCCCGUCAGAGGCAGCAGGAGCUCAACACCGAGGCCUGGGACCAGUACGUCUCCAGGACCUCAGACUACAAGGUCCUACAGGAGUUCAGAUCUCAGAGGGAGAAAACAAUGGACCUGUCCCGGUCCAAGUCCAAACCGGACAGCGGCGUCCGCCACCCGUCAGAGAACUUCGUGGGCCGCGUGUUGAACCUGGAUAGCGCUGGGGAGCUGACACUGGAGAGAGUGCCCCUCCGUGGGGUCGCUCAGCAGGCGGGGGGGCCCCCUGGUGGCCGAGAACCAGAGUACUUCAGCACCGUGUCGGUCACAUAACCCUCCUGCUCCCCGCUCUCGAUUCUUCCACUUGAGUCACUAUUCAAAAGCCAAACGUCCAGAGUUUAGUGUGAGGAUUCACUGUUGACUUAAUAAAGCAGUAGAGGACGUUAAUAAGGCAGUUUAAUCGUCUUAUUUUGUUAGCGGAAUAACCCUGUGUCAGACGUUAUUUGUAUGGUUCGAUGUUUCAAGGCUUCCUGUGUGUAGUGAGAGAUUGGCGAACUCUAGAAAAAGGGCAGAUUAUCUUUUUCAUCAGUAGGAACCUACGACCUGAUUGCCUCAAGAGGGUGGAAGGGGAUUACGCUUGAAAGUCUUUUAUUGCCCACUUGUGUGACAAGAGUGUACGAAUCAGCUUCAAAUAAACAUCUCAGCCUCGAUGACGGACGGACUAAA